AUGGUCCUGACGAACUAUAUGGAGUUCGUUCCUUCUUGCGCGAAUACGAAUUCAAGUGAAGGCGAUCUGCGUUCCGACAGCUAUCCCUCUUCUAGUAGUCAAGCCACGAACCCUAACAUAGAAUCCUUAGUUUCACCAAUCACCACAGUUACCGCAGUUGCUGCAUCCCCCACCACCACCAUCACCGUCGCCGCUCGGCGCGCCGGUUACCCUACCAGUAGUCGUGACGUGGCAGCCCCGGCUACGUUCGCCGGCGGUGCCGCCGAGCCGUCAUCGAAGCGCGCCAAGCUCUCCUGCCCGUAUCACGACCAUUCCGCUGCGUCCGCCCGCGGUUUUAUUUUGUGCUCGUUCUGCGCAUCUGCCGCCGCGUCUCCCGGAAAAUCUUCCGAGGAUCACCCCUCCGGAGCUGCUGCCAUCUGUCACGCCACGAUUGGUCGAUUUGCGACCCUUUCUAUGGGGAUGGGGCCCGAAGACGGUGCUGCGGAUGCUUCAGGAGGGGAACAAGUAGGGAGGAGCUAUCAGCCGUCCGAUCGCGAUCGGCUCGGAUCCAAGGGUCAGAUUCGCACGGUGGAGUUUAUCCGCCUUAUAGAGCAAUCACUGCGUUCGCUAGGGUAUGAUUCAAUAGCGGCCCAACUGGAAGCAGAAUCGGGCGUAGCUUUGGAAUCCAAGCCUGUAGCGCAGCUUCGGCAAGCAAUUAUGGCUGGGCAAUGGGAGGAGAGCGUCGCAAUUUUGUCGAACCUACAAGGUUCGGACCCAUCUCUGCUUCGUCACGCCGUAUUCCUGCUUCUGGAGCAGAAAUUCCUCGAGCUUGUCGAAGCUGGGGAGGUUCGGGAAGCCCUGACGACCCUCCGAAGCAGGCUCGGGCCCGCAGCUUCGGAUCCGAAGCGGCUACACCAGCUGGCGGGCUGGCUCCUGUGUGCCGGACCUGAGGACCUAAAGGCUCGGUCCGGCUGGCCCGGGACAGGUUCGGAAUCCCGAGGCUCGGUUCUGAAAGCGGUGCAGGCGCUGUUGCCGGCAUCAGUGAUGGUUCCGGAUCGGAGACUGGAGCAGCUUAUAGAGAGUACGGUGGAGAUGGGUCGAGAUCGGUGCCACUACCACAACGUGGCUGACGAAGCGCUGACACUGUUCACGGAUCAUUCUUGUGGGCGGGAAAUGAUUCCUACGGUUACCACUCAGGUUUUGGAGCAGCACAGCGAUGAGGUGUGGUGUGUGCAAUUCUCCCACGACGGCAGCAGGCUUGCCACUGCCUCUAAAGACCACACGGCUGUAGUCUGGCAGAUCGUUGACAGCUUCACCCACCGUCGCCUGCAUACACUCGCCGGCCACUCCCUGCCGCUCUCCUACGUGGCGUGGAGUCCAGACGACUCGCUGCUGCUCACAGCCGGCAACGACCCCUUUGUGUGCCUCUGGGAUGCAGCCACUGGCCGCCUGCUGCGCUCCUUCUCCAAACACCAGGACGCCAUUUCCGCCUGUGCGUGGUUUCCCUGUGGGCGGCGGUUUUUGUCAGCAUCUGCGGCGACGGAUCGCACAGUGUGUGUGUGGGACGUGGAGGGAAGUGAGCUGCCCUCAUGGGGAGGGGUGGGGCGGCACUUGUGGCAGCAGGAUGGGGGAGACUUCCCUCGGAUCAACGACCUUGCUAUCAGCUCUGACUGCUCCCAUGUGGUGUCAGUGUGCAACGAGAAGGAGAUUCGAGUGCAUGAGCUGCCCUCAGGAAAAGAGCACGUGGUCAAGGAGACCAAGUCAAUCACAUCGCUCAGCAUGUCUGUGGACGGCAGAUGGGUCCUGGUGAAUCUAUCAUCAGGUGACAUCCAUCUCUGGUGCAUUCAGGACAUCUGUGCUGCCAAGCCUCCUGAAAAGCCAGCUUUUUCUUACAGCGGGCAGGUGCAAGGCCGCUUUGUGAUUCGCUCCUGCUUUGGAGGCCAUGAUCAGCGCUUCAUCAUCAGCGGCAGUGAAGAUGCUCAAGUGUACAUGUGGCAUCGCGACACUGGCGAGGUUAUGGAGGUGCUUCCAGGACACUCCGGGACGGUAAACGCCGUCUCAUGGCCAGCCACCCGCCCGCACAUGUUUGCUACAGCCUCGGAUGAUGGAACUGUGCGCAUCUGGGGGCUCCCGUCUCUUGUUGCUGGAGGGAUGGGAAUGGAAGUGGGUGCGUCGGAUGGUGGUACGGGCAUGAAUGUGGAGGCGGAUAGGGAGGAGGAUGGUGGGGGGAGUGCGAUGGUGGGAACGGAAUGA
Closterium sp. Yama58-4 is the source of this 2232-nucleotide messenger RNA. The record is from the annotation of a GenBank genome assembly. Lineage: Eukaryota; Viridiplantae; Streptophyta; Zygnematophyceae; Desmidiales; Closteriaceae.